Molecule: messenger RNA, 2247 nt
Organism: Colletotrichum siamense
Lineage: Eukaryota; Fungi; Ascomycota; Sordariomycetes; Glomerellales; Glomerellaceae
Gene: MAM3
Product: Protein MAM3
Exons: 4
Coding region: 1-2247 (748 amino acids)
Biological process (GO): magnesium ion homeostasis
Cellular component (GO): intracellular membrane-bounded organelle
Source: RefSeq, a predicted model, not a curated record
AUGGCCACGACACGGCCGAGAAGCUAUGGCGGCUCCUUUGGCACCAUCCGCACCGGCGUCCUUGGGAUGUCCAGGGCCUUGACCCUGGGCAUCUCUUCCGUCGCCGCUGCCCCCAUCUACGCGAGAGGCGAAGGCGAAUCCGAGGGUCCAGCAGAAGGCGACGAUGUCUGGAUUCUCUACGUUGCUUCCAUGAUUCUUGUCCUCGCCGGAGGCGCCUUCGCUGGCUUGACCAUUGCCCUCAUGGGACAGGAUAGCAUCUACCUCCAGGUCCUCGCUGGCGACCCCGACGAAUCCCAAUCCAAGAACGCGAAACGCGUCUACGAUUUGCUCAAGAAGGGAAAGCAUUGGGUCUUGGUUACUUUGCUGUUGUCCAACGUCAUCGUCAACGAAUCGCUACCUAUUGUGUUGGACCGCUGUCUCGGUGGAGGUGUAACCGCCGUUGUUGGCAGUACUAUUCUCAUCGUCAUUUUCGGUGAAGUCGUUCCCCAAUCCGUCUGCGUCCGUUACGGUCUUCCGAUCGGUGGCUUCAUGUCCAAGCCGGUGCUCUUGCUCAUGUGGCUUAUGGCGCCCAUUGCUUGGCCCAUUGCUAAGCUUCUUGACUGGGCUCUCGGCGAGGACCACGGCACCACAUACAAGAAGAGCGGUCUCAAGACGCUUGUCACCCUGCACAAGUCUCUUGGCGCGGCCGGUGAACGUCUAAACCAGGACGAGGUUACCAUCAUCAGCGCCGUUUUGGACCUGAAGGAAAAGCCUGUCGCGAACGUCAUGACCCCCAUGGGCGAUGUGUUCACCAUGGCCGAGGACACCGUGCUUGAUGAGAAGACCAUGGACAUAAUUCUGUCCGAGGGCUACUCCCGCAUUCCAAUCCACGCCACCGGUAAGCCCACCGACUUUGUCGGUAUGCUCCUCGUCAAGAUCCUCAUCACCUACGACCCCGAGGACGCCUUGCAGGUCAAGGACUUCCCUCUCGCCACCCUUCCCGAGACACGCCCCGAGACGAGCUGCUUGGACAUUGUCAACUUUUUCCAGGAGGGCAAGUCCCACAUGGUCCUUGUUUCCGAGUACCCUGGUGCCGACUAUGGUGCCAUCGGUGUCGUCACUCUUGAGGACGUCAUCGAGGAGCUCAUUGGAGAGGAAAUCAUCGACGAGUCUGAUGUCUAUAUUGAUGUCCACAAAGCCAUCCGCCGUUUGACCCCUGCGCCGAAGGCCCGACCCAUUAAGCGAUCCACCGAGCCGUCGCCCCGGGUGAUUCCUGAGAACGGCGAUCUCAUCGAAUUCGAUCGCGAAGUUCCCCACGAGCGCAAUGGCUCUGUCAGCGCCAUGAGCGACGCGCCUCAGCACCUGUCCAGCAGCCCCGGAAAGAUGACGACCUUCUUGAUGCGCAGGAGCUCCGCCGGCCCGGAUGGGCGUCUGACCUCGACUGCCGUACCCGUGAAGGCCACCUUCGACGAGGCCAAGCAGCACCUGAAGCACCUUGGUCCUUCGAACCGCGCAUCGAACCCCAAAAACACAAAGUCCACUACCGUCAAGAUUAAGCCCGUCCAGACUGGUGCACCCCUGCACCAGGUGCAUAGCCCUCCGCCUGCAUCUGCCGGUCUUCGCCCUGCCUCUGUUGCUGGCGACAUUUCCGAGGAAAGGCAUGAAGAAGAAAACGAGAACACCCCGCUCAUCCGACCCAAGCUUACCGGCAAGGGUGGCGUCCACGCCGUGCGUAGGAGCUACGGCGUCGCGGGCAUGAGCGACACUCAGGCCAGGCUCGCCAGCAGCUCACCUCACCAUGAAGACGACAAGGCAGCCGAUCAGGUGGACCUGCCUCCGACUGUGCCUGAGAAUGGCAACAGCCCCGAGGCCAGCCGCACGGAUUUGACGAUUAUUGUUUCACCCGGAAAGGCCAGUAACUCGCCCAGCGUCACCAGCGUCAUUGAGGACGGAUCUUCGACUCCCAGGCGUAGGACUCUUGUUCGAAGCGGUAGUAUCAGCGAGAACGUGGUUGAGACAAGUAGUGGUGUGCGAAAGAUCAUCAUCCAGGCCGCUAGCUCCGACUCGGAAGACAACGGAUCUAAGGGCUCCUCUGGCCACCGCUCGCGUACCACUAGCCAGUCCAACAUCCUGUCUAGUCAGGAAUCCGAGGAACACGACGAGAAUGAAAACGGCGAAGCAUCAAGUACGGCGCCGAGCACAAGUACUGGCGGCCAACAAGCCAGCAAAAAGAAGAACAGACGGAAGAAGAGAAAGGGUAACAAAUAG